This is a messenger RNA of Cucurbita maxima (winter squash), 866 nucleotides long. Its product is annotated as non-classical arabinogalactan protein 31-like. The record is from RefSeq and is a predicted model, not a curated record. NCBI's taxonomy places the organism in Eukaryota, Viridiplantae, Streptophyta, Magnoliopsida, Cucurbitales, Cucurbitaceae. Bases 12 to 743 code for a protein of 243 amino acids. The transcript has 2 exons.
AUCAUAUCUAAAUGGCUUCUCUUACCAUAAGUCUUUUUGUAAUAACGCUUCUCUUCCAUUGUAGUUUCAAUGUCUUUGAAGCUGCGGAGUAUCAUGAGAGUCCUGCUCCUGCACCAGCCGACCAUCAUCUAGUUGCCCCGAGCCCCCACCACCUUGCCCCGUCGAGCGAGUCUCCGAUCCCCCACCAGCCACCGAGCCAAUCUCCGGUUCCCCACCACCUUCCCCCGCCGAGCGAGUCUCCGAUCCCCCACCAGCCACCGAGCCAAUCUCCGGUUCCCCACCACCUCCCUCCUUCCCCUUCGCCUCACUACGCCCCCGUUGAGCCACCUAAACCGCAUACCUAUCAUCAAAGAAGGUCCAUCGAAGUCGAAGGUGUUGUUUAUUGCAAGUCUUGCAAGUAUCCCGGUGUUGAAACCCUUCUCGAUGCUAAACCCCUUUCAGGUGCUAUGGUACAAAUGACAUGCAAGAACACCAAGUAUUCUCGAGUAGUUGUGAUAGCCACCACGGACAAUAACGGUUACUUCUGGCUAGCGGCGAAGGACGUGUCGAGCCACGCAUACCACCGAUGCAAGGUUUAUAAUGUGAAGUCGUCGAACAAGAAUUGCACUAUAACGUCAAAAAUGAACGGCGGAAUAGAGGGGGCAGAGUUGAAGCCGGUGAAGGCAUUCUUGGACGCCGAGAAGAAACCGGUUGUGCUUUACAGUGUUGGGCCAUUAGCUUACGAACCCACCUGUCCACGUUGAAAGUACGAUAGGAUCUUGGGGAUUUUGAUGAUAUGAUGGUUUGAAUUUAUGUACUUUGCUAGGUUUUCGCGAUAUCGUUGUUUUUUAAUAAUUUUUAAUCGAGUCAACGAGCUUUCGAGGUAA